This is a messenger RNA of Boeremia exigua, 3084 nucleotides long. RefSeq names its product chloride channel. The coding region runs from base 494 to 3004 and encodes 836 amino acids. Gene Ontology annotation, cellular component: endoplasmic reticulum; early endosome; fungal-type vacuole. The transcript has 2 exons. Gene Ontology annotation, biological process: intracellular iron ion homeostasis; transmembrane transport; chloride transport. Gene Ontology annotation, molecular function: voltage-gated chloride channel activity. NCBI's taxonomy places the organism in Eukaryota, Fungi, Ascomycota, Dothideomycetes, Pleosporales, Didymellaceae. The record is from RefSeq and is a predicted model, not a curated record.
GGACACGAUGUGACGAAUGAGGUGCCAACAUAGUCGGGCGUGGUCGGCGUAUGGAAUGAAAAUUGCGGUACUCUGGUAACACAUGGUUCUUCCUGUGGAGUUUCAGGGCCUUCGGGUGUGCAGUUGUGGUGUUGUUAUUUUACUCGUUGUUUGAAGCUGGUCAUGAGAGGUCGGAAAUGCUCAGCCAGAACUGCAACCACAUCGGCCAUGCCUGGGACGCGACAGUAGGAUCUGACCUAAUUUCGGCAUCCACGAGACCGAAGACCCCAGGAGCCCUCGUAGCUCCUCCCAACGACAGAUACAUAGUGUUUGAUUCUCGCCAGCCCUGGCACAUGUCAGCGACGGCCCUCGCACGGGCCUGGGACCUCCGCGUCCUCCGCAAAGAGAGCUCCGCUGCUUCUCCACCUGGCAUACCUAGACCAAACGUCAGCUCGACGCGCCACGUUGCUGCCGGACCACGCCAUCUGCCCACGCCGACUGCCCACGCAAUGCGAUGAACCGCCCCUCGGCCUCGCGCUCCCGCUCGCGCGCCCGCCCCAACGCCGCGCGGACCGCAUCCUUUGCGCCCUCGCUGCGGCGGCGCACGACGUCGCAAUCGGCGCAGAGCCAUGACUACGACGACGCCGAAGCAGCGUCGACGGCGCAGGCCGACGCGGCGAUUGCCAGCGAGAUUGCCGAGAUCAAGCGCUACGAGGACUUCACGACGAUAGACUGGGUGCAGGACGCGGCGCGCGAGUCGCUGCGGCGGAAGGCCCGACGCCGGGCGCGGCUGGCGCAGCCCGCGACACACACCGGGCGCGUGUUCCUUGGGCGUGGGCGCGGCCGCUGGCGCCGCAAGAUCGCCGAGGCGUAUGAUGCGGGCCAGGCGUGGAUUGUGGUGACGCUGGUCGGGGCCGCCAUCGGGCUCAAUGCGGCCUUCCUCAACAUCGUGACCGAGUGGCUGUCGGACAUCAAGCUGGGGCGCUGCUCGACGGCCUUCUAUCUCAACGAGAGCUUCUGCUGCUGGGGCGCCGAGGGCGGCUGUCCGGAGUGGAAGCGCUGGAGCACCGUGUGGCCCGUCAACUACGUGCUGUACAUGCUGUUUGCGGCCCUGUUCGCUCUCACGGCCGCCACGCUGGUCAAGAGCUUUGCGCCGUAUGCCGCUGGCUCGGGCAUCAGCGAGAUGAAGUGCAUCAUCGCGGGAUUUGUGAUGAAGGGCUUUCUAGGCGCCACAACGCUGUUCAUCAAGAGCAUCGGGCUGCCACUGGCGAUUGCGAGUGGGCUCAGUGUCGGCAAGGAGGGGCCCAGUGUGCACUAUGCUGUCUGCACCGGCAACGUCAUCAGCCGCUUCUUCGACAAGUACCGACGAAACGCAGCAAAGACACGGGAGAUUCUGAGUGCGAGUGCGGCCGCGGGUGUCGGCGUCGCCUUUGGCAGUCCAAUCGGCGGCGUGCUGUUCAGUCUCGAGGAGAUGUGCAACCACUUCCCGCUCAAGACCAUGUGGAGGAGCUACUUCUGUGCGCUGGUGGCUACCGCCGUGCUGGCUGCAAUGAACCCCUUCCGCACCGGCCAGCUCGUCAUGUUCCAAGUCCGAUACGACCGCUCGUGGCACUUCUUCGAGAUCCUGUUCUACCUUGUCAUCGGCGUAUUUGGCGGCCUCUACGGCGCCUUCGUCAUAAAGUGGAACCUGAAGAUGCAGGUUUUCCGCAAGAAGUACCUGUCCGCCUACCCCGUCACCGAGGCAGUGGUCCUCGCUGUUGUGACGGCCAUCAUAUGCUAUCCGAACAUGUUUCUGCGCAUUGACAUGACAGAAAGCAUGGAAAUUCUAUUCCAGGAGUGCGAAGGUGGACACGGUUAUGACAAGCUGUGCGACCGCGACCAGCGCUGGCACAUGAUCCUGUCCCUCUUCCUGGCCUUCACGCUGCGCACCCUCCUCGUCAUCAUCUCGUUCGGCUGCAAAGUCCCAGCCGGUAUCUUUGUACCCAGCAUGGCCGUCGGCGCAGCUUUUGGCCGUAUGAUUGGCAUCCUUGUUGAAGCACUGCACGAGUCUUUUCCCACCUCGGCCUUCUUCAGCGCUUGCCUGCCCGACGAGCCCUGCAUCACACCCGGCACCUACGCAUUCCUCGGUGCCGCAGCGGCCCUCUCCGGCAUCAUGCACAUCACCGUCUCGGUUGUGGUCAUCAUGUUCGAAAUUACCGGCGCACUAACCUACAUCCUUCCGACCAUGAUCGUCGUCGGCGUCACCAAAGCCGUCAGCGAGCGCUUCGGCCACGGCGGCAUCGCAGACCGCAUGAUUUACCUCAACGGCUACCCCUUUCUGGACAACAAAGAAGACCACACCUUCGGCGUCCCCGUCAGCGCCGUCAUGUCCACGACCACCGCCUGCCUGCCCGCUCACGGCCUCACCCUGCGCAACCUCGAGGCCACCAUGCACAAUAACGCAUACCAGGGCUACCCCGUAGUCACGGACCUCGCUUCCAAAACCCUCCUCGGCUACAUCGGCCGCACCGAGCUGCGCUACGCCCUCGACAAGGCGCGCACCGAUUCCCGCGCCUCGUCCUCGUCGCGCAUCGCGCUCGCCGCCCCCGUUGACGAUACCCACAUUGAUUUGACGCGCUUCGUCGACCCCACGCCGCUCACAGUGCACCCUCGCCUCCCCCUCGAGACCGUCAUGGAGCUGUUCAAGAAAAUGGGCCCCAGGGCGAUCUUGAUCGAGUACAGAGGCCGUCUCACCGGUCUGGUCACCGUCAAGGACUGCCUCAAGUACCAGUUCAAAGUCGAGGCAGCGGGGCACGGUGGGCACGGCGGCGCUGGCAUCGGCGAGGACGACCGCAUGGAGGCGCUGUACAAUAUAUUGAGUCGCGUGGCGGGCGGCGUUGACGGGGCGUGGCGCAGGGUGCUGGGGAAAAUGGGGUUGUCGCGCGGUGGGGCGGUGCGAUUAGACAGCCCAGUGGUGGUACGGACGCCGCGGGUUAGAGACGAGGGAGAGGAGCUGGAAGAUCGGGGGAGGCCGGGGAGUAGAUAGACAGACAGACAGAUAGAUACGACGCGCAAGCACUUCAUUUUCUACACGUCUGGUGUUGAGUGAUUUCGUGUGAUGGUGCC